Morone saxatilis (striped sea-bass) is the source of this 1873-nucleotide messenger RNA. Its product is annotated as protein arginine N-methyltransferase 8-B. Gene Ontology annotation, biological process: peptidyl-arginine methylation. Gene Ontology annotation, molecular function: protein-arginine N-methyltransferase activity. The transcript is spliced from 10 exons. NCBI's taxonomy places the organism in Eukaryota, Metazoa, Chordata, Actinopteri, Moronidae. The record is from RefSeq and is a predicted model, not a curated record. The coding region runs from base 636 to 1853 and encodes 405 amino acids. Gene Ontology annotation, cellular component: plasma membrane.
UUUAACUUUCUCUCCGGGAAACCCCUCGGGACCACGCAGAGGACUUUCCAGGGGCGCACAGACUUCCAGUCAGCGAGUCCCGACGCGGAGAGAGUGUUUCCGAGAGAAGUAGAAGAAAGGAAGCUUUUUUAUUUCCCCUCCUUUUUAUUUUUGGGUCGUGGGUGACACUUUACAUUUCCACUCUUACUCUAGAGAUUUUAAACAUGAGCGAGCAGGUAGGGCUUCAGUUUCUUGCGCGAGGACACCUAACCGGGUCGCCCGCGUGCUGAUAGGACUCAUUGACUCCUGCUGGGAUCAAACCUGCAACCUUUUUUUAGUCGGAGCCCAGUCCCCUCCAGCCAAUAGACGGCUCUGCCACCCCGAGUCCUCCCACUACAACAACCUGUAUCACAUCUACAGUAUGGAUUACUGUACGUUUCACCUCCUGCAAAUCCAUUUUACAACUUUUCCCGGGGAAUGGAUUUAAUUUGGUCGAAGCUGUGAUACCCGCACGUCGCUUAUUAUGACUUUCAUCUUCACACGCCUUCCCGCCACACACUCGUUGGCUUAGUGUUAUCGUUUGACACGUUUCUGUUAAGGUUUCAGAUACCUUCGUACACUUAAAAAGAGUUGUAGCCUAAAUCUCGCCGGCUCUCAUGGGACUGAGGCAUUCGUCGCGUUGUUUGCUGCUACGGCGGAAGAUGGCGGAGGCGGACAGCUCGGAGCGGCAACAGCCUGUCACGUCCCCCCUCUCUCAGUCAGCCCAGCCCUCCCCACUGCCUAAACCAGUGCCUACUACCCACCAUGUGCCCUGCAUCCCCCAUACGCCUCAUGUAGCGGCCCUGGCCACCUGUCCGGGUCGAGGCAAGAUUGCCAAGUUCAUCAGCCCGGAGGAGAUGACAUCACGGGACUACUACUUCGACUCUUAUGCCCACUUUGGCAUCCAUGAGGAGAUGCUGAAAGACGAGGUGCGGACGCUGACCUACCGAAACGCCAUGUACCACAACAAGCAUGUGUUCAAAGAUAAAAUCGUCCUGGAUGUUGGUAGCGGCACAGGGAUCCUCUCUAUGUUUGCUGCCAAUGCCGGCGCCAAACACGUGUAUGGGAUUGAAUGUUCAAGUAUAUCUGAAUAUUCAGAGAAGAUCAUCAAGUCAAACCACCUACACAAUGUCAUUACCAUCUUCAAGGGCAAGGUGGAGGAGGUGGAGCUGCCUGUGGAGAAGGUGGACAUUAUCAUCUCAGAGUGGAUGGGCUAUUGCCUCUUCUACGAGUCCAUGCUCAACACCGUCAUCUUCGCCAGGGACAAGUGGCUGAAACCCGGAGGCCUGAUGUUCCCCGACAGAGCAGCUCUCUACGUGGUAGCCAUUGAAGACAGGCAGUACAAGGACUUCAAGAUUCAUUGGUGGGAAAACGUGUACGGGUUCGACAUGAGCUGCAUUCGCAAUGUGGCCAUCAAAGAGCCUCUGGUGGAUGUGGUAGAUCCCAAGCAGGUGGUGACUAAUGCCUGCCUCCUAAAGGAAGUGGAUAUUUACACUGUGAAGCCAGAGGACCUGUCCUUCACCUCAGCCUUCUGUCUGCAGAUCCAGCGCAAUGAUUACGUCCACGCCCUGGUCACCUAUUUCAACAUCGAGUUCACCAAGUGUCACAAGAAGACUGGCUUCUCCACUGCUCCAGAUGCUGCCAGCACACACUGGAAGCAGACAGUGUUUUACUUAGAGGACUACUUAACAGUCAAGAAGGGAGAGGAGAUCUUUGGCAGUGUUGCUGUCCGUCCCAAUGAGAAGAACGUGCGUGACCUGGAGUUCACCCUGGAGCUGGACUUUAAAGGACAACUUUGCGAGGCCGCCAUUUCCCACGACUAUAAAAUGCGUUAGGAGGACCAACAACCAAUCAA